AUGGACUCUAAUGGGACGAGCGACGCCCCGAAAGGCAUCGCUGCCAGUUAUGCUCUAGAGACAGACGGUCGAGCUCAUCCAUCUAGCGCGGUGUUAUUCCCAUUCGCUCCAGUCACUGUUGCGUCGACCGUAAAUCACUCCUUUCGAGGAGAAACGGCCAAGAAGGGACAGUCCAAGAACCCUUACAGGCCGAGUUGGUACACAGCUAGGAAUAUCUAUUCCGACAAGACCCUCUACAAUAAAGUCGGAAUACCUCAAAUGGAGGCGUUUCUCAUCGGUGAAGGGGUCGAUAUCGCCCAAACGUUUCCAAAAGGCCCCUAUUACAUUCAGCAACGCAGCAAACGCGUGAAAGUCAAUAGGGGAGACGCAUUGAUAGAUAUGGUCAAGGUGGUUCACCAACGAGUGAUUGAUCGUCGGCGUGCUGGUCAUCCCGUAGGCCCAAACCAAGCGCCCCAUCCGGGUGCUAGAGAUUGGGAAACACAGAUCGCCGCGUUUGACAGCGGAAAUGGCUUAGGAACAGUAGCUGGUAUCAAUGGUAGUGCAUUCGAGGCCACUUCUUGGGAGGAGGAUGUUCCGAGGGCCAACCACGACGAUCAUGCGCCGGCCUCAUGGGAUGCAGGUGAAGCAGCGCAGGUGAGAGACGAGGGUCAUGCACGAGGCACCGCUCCCUCAGCGUUUGCGCCUGGUCACGUCGCUCCGCCCGCCCCUCAGUAUAUGGGUAACCCUCUCCCCGCUCAGCCCAACAACGUCGCCAGCCAACAACUCAACCGGAUACUCAAAGACCUUAGAUCUAUCAAGGACGCCAUCAUGUCCGAGUUUGAGCAUGUUUCCAAAGCUGUUGAGAGCGGAGAGGAAGAGGCUGCCACCUACCUUGAGCUUGACAACGACACAGCCUCAGAGCGAGUUCAAGCAAAGACCUCAGAAAUCGAACGACUCAUCCGCGACAGCCAAGGUCGAGUCGUGAUCUCGGCCGAAGCCCAAGCUCUCGUACGCCGCAUCAUUGACUUGGGCGUUCACUACAUCAACAUAGACCGCCGCUUCAAGGAGAAGAAUGGCAACAAGGCCAAGCUCGUCAAGGAAGCGCACGACACGAAAUGGGACUUCCAACGCGCCCGGUCUGAUCUCAUGCAGCAGAUUACGGACGACGUCGUGUGGGAGCGCUUUGUGCCACGCGCGGGCUAUAAAGUUGCCUUCAUAGUGCGCGAGGUCUUUCCAGUAGACCCUCUCAAAGUCUUGGAGUAG
Molecule: messenger RNA, 1242 nt
Organism: Didymosphaeria variabile
Lineage: Eukaryota; Fungi; Ascomycota; Dothideomycetes; Pleosporales; Didymosphaeriaceae
Exons: 1
Coding region: 1-1242 (413 amino acids)
Source: RefSeq, a predicted model, not a curated record